AUGAAGGUUUUCGGUCCUGUUGUUCUGCUGGUCGCGACUUUUUUCUCCCCAUCUAAAGGGGACAAGUCAAUGUACAAAAUGGAGUCGUACGAUAAUGAAAACUACAAAGUGAUGUGGAAAUACGACAUGCUCAAGGACGAGUUUCAUUUUAACGUCACCGUGAACGCAACCGGCUGGGUUGGCUUCGGUGUGUCGGAAACAAAAGGAAACAUGACGGGUUAUGAUGUGAUGGUGGGAGGUUUCUCCGACAAUUCCGGUUAUGCAAAGGUGAGUGUCUUACCUUGAAAGAAACUAUGAGCUAGAUUUCAAGUCGAGCACUUUCAUUUUGUAUCAGGAAAUGUUAGAGUAACAGUUUUCUUGAGUUACAAAACAAAACAAAACAAAACAAAAAAAAGCCUCGGAAACUCGAUAACAUCAUGAUUUAAGACUCAAGGAUCAUUCGAAAGGGACGACGAUUGCUAAAGAAGUUUUGGACUAUUUUCUCUCAACUGGUAAUGAGGCUUGCUUUCGUUUGACAAGUUGACAAAACAAUUUCUCUCCAAACCAUAACUUACGUUGGCAGGUGACAAAAGGGAACAUGAUAAAAGAGAUUCGGCAUUUUUCUUAGUUGCAGAGUUAAGGCAAACAAAAAAAACCUGAUCAUAACAGUUGCCUGGUAAUCAAGUGAUUACUAAACUUAUUAAAUGACCGAAAUUAACCGUAUUUUACUUCUCUCGGGGCCAAAGAAAAUUAUUCGUGAGAACAAAGUAUGUAAAUUUGUUUUAUUUACCUGUGUAAGUACACAAAAGGCUUUCUUAGUUGUUGUCAUUCGCAUCAACAAGCUAAAAAGAAAACCGGCGAGGCCGUCAUGUUAUUACUUCAUAGCAGUUUAGUCCCAAAUGACUGUGUGAAGCAACAUCAUUUUAAUUUCACAUCAUUUUAUCGACAGGAUUAUUUAACGACAGGGCGUAUGAUGCCGAUGCCAGAUAAAGAACAAAAUUACAAAAUGAUGAACGCCUCGGAAAUGAACGGCUACACAAACUUGGUGUUCUACAGGAAGAGGGACACUGGUGAUGCUGAACAAGAUGUUGUAAUUAAGGUGAGAUAGAUAGAAAUUCCACUCAAAAUCUAUCGACACACGCUCCCUAACUAUAAUGACAUGCAUAUCAUUAAAAUUACUCAGUGCCAGGUCAUGCUAUUUUGACGAUUUUCGCCGGCUGGAUAUUGGUAGAGCGUGAAUAUUUGAAAAAGAACCUGUGUUCGGACCUUACUCAUUCGAAAAAUUUUCUACCCUUUGCAAAGAGCUUAAAUCACCCUGAAUUUGGUGUUUCAGUUUUCUGGGAUGUUCUUCCUUUUUUAAAGGUGCAGGGUAUGUCCUUCCAACCAGGGAACGUUAACAAUUUUACGUAUUUGCCAUUGUUUUUGCUCCCUAAACUUUACCUUGACGAGAAAACCGAGCGUGUUUUUGAGCUGCGUGAAAUUCUUGAUACUUUGGCUAGAGUCAUGCAAGGCCGAUUAAAUUUGUUGUGAUCAUGUGAUCAUUACGUCUGUUUGGUAAUUAUUAAAGAUGAUUAAGAAAAGAAAGACACCACUGACGUAAAUAACUAUGUAAAAAUAUUGAGCUUUGUUUUUGUUUCAAUUGUAUAGGUUUAUUUUUGCCCUCAAGGUAUAUUUGCUUAGGGUUCUAUAUCAUCCUUUUUUGACAUGCAACAUAAAUUGGUAACAACUUCCAAAAUGCCUAACAUGUUCAAUUUCUGGUGCAGGAUAGCAAAAACUUCUCUUUACGUCAAUUCGCGAAACUUCUCGUCACCACUCCUUUGGUCCACUUGGACACUCAUAAUAUCGCAAAAUAUCUACAGGACAAUUAGACCCUUUGAUUCAAGAAAUGGUGGGAAAAAAAGUGUUGCAGUUGAAUGAAACGUCAAAGCUUCCUUAUUUGCGAAGUGUGAUAUUGAAAUUAAGGGCUUCUUUGUCCGUCCUACCAACAUCAAACUUCCAAAACAAUUGCCGCUUAUUAAGUGACGCAACAAUUAAUAUCGGACCUUCAGGGAAAAACAGUUGAUAUUAGACUUAUGACGAUGCAUAGUCACCGCUUAUUUAGUUAGUAUUUGCGUGUCACACGCCUCGCUUCCAGCAGAUGAAAGCCGGCGGGAAAUCAGAUUUUUAGAUAAUGGCUAUUCUUGAGCCAACCACCUUUUGAUCAUUCGGUACAUACUUUGGGUAGAUAUCUUUGAAUAUGCAGCCUGGCUUUUUACCAAUAUCCAAUCCAUCUAUCAAUUUUAUGAUCUACAACAUUCAAGGUGUUGCAGACAUGUCAAGCGGUUAUCAAAUCGGAGAACUGUAAAAGAAAGAGAAGGAAAAUUCAUCGCAUUCACGCACAAAUCUGCUCUAAGCAGAUCGUUGAACCACCGUUUUUUUGAGUCAGGGCCGAAAUUAGUGAGAGACUACUUUGAGUGGUUUUGCCUCGCUUCACAUGAGAUUGGCUACAGAAAUUCAUGGCACGCACUUAACCAAUCAAAAGGCUGUGCAAGAAAAAAAAAUUAUUUUGCUCAUGCAGGUUUUUGCGCGCCCUAUAUUUUGGUCCGUGUUUCUUUCUAAAAUCAUUUUAGAGAUGCAAAUCACUGUGAAUUAUGGUACUGUAAAGUAUAUUUAUCAGUAUUAUUUGCUUCGUUUGGAGACAGUGUUCUUCGCACCCUGGGGCUCAGUAAAAUUAAAAUUACAAACACCAAAUAUGUCUCAAACACUAAAGAAAACGCAUAUGCAAUAGUACGACGGUAAUCAAGAAAAAAUGAAAAGAGGGGAAAGUUUCUAAAGAAACUGUGGUGCUGCGUCGACGGGAGAGUAGAGCAGGGUAAUUUACUGUUAUCAACUGAGUUGAUAACGUAAGUUGUCCUUCGUUAAUCAAGAGAGAUAUGAAUUUCCUUAGACAAUCGAUAACAGUUCAUUAAACACCGCGGAGAUUAAUUCACGUGAAAAACAAAAAUAACUUCAUGCAAGAUAGCUCAGUUCAUUUCAAUUGUUUAGGUUGUUUGGUUGAAGGGAAAAAGUAGACAAAAAAACUUACCUCUUGCCUCGAUUUGAGCCUCGUCACCAGGCAGAGGAAAUCUAAUUGAUAACGAGCCUCGCUGUGAGUGCAUAGUAAUACUCGAAAAAAUUUACUUGUAGUAUGGGUAGGGUCCAGACUUAGCCGAGUCCAAAAACACCUAGGAAUAAGGAGGACAAUGUGCGACAGUUAUUUCACAUUUGAUGCGUCAUUUUUUCUAUUCCUAGACUUGAUUGGUUGGUAAUUUUUUUUGCAAUAUGAAUGCAUAACCUAAAAAAUAGAGCAUGGGAAUGAAAAGAGUGUUUCAGCCAGAUGUAUGGUGUAUCCUGUCUGGGUAUAUCAUAGCAUAAACGUUGUCACAAUAACUGAAAAUGGAAUAACGAGUUAUCGAAGGGGAACAUAUUAGAUCAAGGCAGUUAGAGUGCGCAGUGUGGGUUCCUCACUUAAAAUCUGAUCAAUUGUUUUUUUUCACUUUGGAAUUUCUAGCCAGGUAUGAUGUACCUCAUCUGGGCAUAUCAUAAAAUGUACGAUGUCAAUCAGACCGCGAAUGGAACAUUCAUGAAACAUACUGCAAGGGGUGCAGAGGCCUACUCUUUCAUCGACCCCGAUUACGUCAUGGUGAAAAUAAAUGACAACUACAGGCUGUACUGGAAAUACGAUAAAAACAUGGACAUGUUUUACUUCAAGAUCGUGGUGAAAGCAGAAGGUUGGGUUGCCUUUGGCGUGUCCAAUAAUGUUGGAGGAAUGAAAGGUUACGAUGUGAUGAUUGGCGGAGUAAGAACCGACGGUACAGGAUAUAUUGGGGUAAGGCACCUUAAACGUGUUCAAGUGUAUUCUGCUCCAUAUACCAGUAACGGUUGCCUAUCAGAAGUUCUUUUAAUAGUAUCAAAAGAAAAUUGCUUUUUUUCAUGAUAUUUCCUGUUUUGUUAGGAUUACAUGACGCAAAGCCGCUCCAAACCUCCAAAAGAUAACCAGCAGGACUUCGAAAUGAUGGGCCAUGAGGAACGGGAUGACUACACAAUGUUGUCAUUUAAGCGUAAGAGGGACACUGGUGACAUGGUUGACGACCUCGAAAUAACGGUUCUGUAGCAUUUUCAGCUUCUAGUUUAAUUGCUCAGGUUAUCGGAGAGACUUUCACACCUUCACUGGUCAAGAAUUGUAUCAUACCCUGCGCGAGGUGAUCAUAGCAUGGGUGCUAGAAAUUUUGAAUCGAACUGGCUGCAAUUGGCCAGGAAAGAAGGAGAGGAAGGGAACUCUGUAAAGCUCGAGUUCCCUUCCCGCCAUUGGUUCAAAUUGUUUCUCAGUAGCCCCAUCUUCAACUACCCGACAUUGCCUCUAAUUUAGUCAGUUGGUUUGUUCCCAUCCAUUUAAGAUAUUUAAUGAUAUGGUACCUCAUUUGGAUUAUUUUGUUUCGAAGUGUUUGAGAAAAGUGCCCGUAAUCGAAGAAAGGAGCUAACAUUUCCCGUCACUUUCAUCAACUCCAUUUUUAUUUUUCUUUCCGUAGACGAAGAAAAUGUACAUUAUAUGGGCUUAUCACGCAAAGGAGGACGUAAAAGAAAAGGACAGCUUUGAGCAGCACACUCAGAGAGGGUCAAUGGAAUACACUUUCCAGUUCACACCACCUGGGACUGCAAUGCCUCCUACAACAUCUGAAUCCCCAGCGAUGUACGUUCCAUCCAUAUUUGGAGUCCUUGCCAUUCUUUUUCUUAAGUAUGUGAUCGGUGCCUAAGUUCCAGACGAAAAGUUGACCAGGCUAACCUGAUGCUCGUUGAACAAGCUACAAUAGUACUCAAUCAUCCAAUGCGGCAGCACUUUUUAAACCUGGUUGAGGCAUCACUGACUGGCAUCAAGCUUCACCCUUUGACUCGUAAGAGUUGGUGGGUGGGGAGAGAGGGGUUGGUUAGUGCCGCACCCUAAGGUUUUUCCUCAUUAGUUCUUGUAUUUGACCA
Pocillopora meandrina is the source of this 4971-nucleotide messenger RNA. Lineage: Eukaryota; Metazoa; Cnidaria; Anthozoa; Scleractinia; Pocilloporidae. The record is from the annotation of a GenBank genome assembly.